AUGGUUUACCACUAUUCUGUCUCAAUACACCAGUUACCUUUGAGCGAAUUGAACAUUAAUUUUGAAGUAGAUUUCAACCCAGAUUCAAUCGUCUGGUCCAUUUGCAUCAAAUCUUACAGCACUAGUGGCUAUUUGAAUAUACUUGCCGGAGUUAGUGUGUAUGGUGUAACACUUUUGAAUGCCAAUAGUGCCAAUAAUGUAGAUCCAUUUUAUCCAGCUGGCGGUUUCUCAGCAGAGACUGUUGAUGCCUGUUUAGGUCACCCGAGUCCAGUCACUAAUGAGUACCAUUAUCAUGCUGGAUUCGGUUGUGCAUUGGACCCUCCAAGUGGUGCCAUCUUGUAUUGUGCUGGCACUACUGCUUGCAGCACAAGUGUGGCCAAUUAUAGUAUUGCAAAGUUUUCGAAUCAUCGUAAUUUAACUGUAACAAGUGGCUUUGCUAUUUGUAAUGGUAUGUUUAAUGAUUCGAUUGGAAAUUAUGGUUAUUUCGUUACGCGAACGUAUCCAUAUGUAACAGGAUGUUUUGGUCCUGGAAACUAUCCGAAUGCAUCUGUUAAUUGUUCAACUAAUGCACCAAGUUCAUAUAGUAAAUCAGUGUACGCUCUGAAUCUAAUUUCAACGACUACACUGAUUACAUCAACACUAAACCAAACUACACGAGCAAAUAAUUACUUUGGUUAUCAGAAUAGUAGUACGGUGCAAAUUACAUUGUCUUCGUCGGCUCACACUGCAUGGCAGUCAACAUCAAAUUGUUCGGUACAACAAUGCAACAUAAGUUUGAAUAAUGACAACAACUGUCGUUCUUCAUCAAUCCCUUGUUACAACUAUCUUUCAUUCAAUAGUACAAGUUAUUGUGCACCUGGUAUUUUAUGUUCAAUUUUACAGUCAUGUUACAAUGUUGCUUUGAGCUGUGGAUCAAAUGAUUUUGUAUGCAUUGUUAAUUCGUGUUGUACACCACAGCCCGUUUGUUUACCCAUCUUAUUCACCAGUUUUUGUCCACCAGGCAAUGAAAUACGUGAAAUUUGCAAAGUCAUUGCGAAGUGUUAUGUUCCCCUUUUGGAUUUUAUUUUAUUUUAUGAUAUUAUAUAUCAGGCAAUGAGAACCUAG
Rotaria socialis is the source of this 1104-nucleotide messenger RNA. The record is from the annotation of a GenBank genome assembly. NCBI's taxonomy places the organism in Eukaryota, Metazoa, Rotifera, Eurotatoria, Philodinida, Philodinidae.